GAAAAUUCGAAUCUCGCACGCGUCAGACAGGUGGCGCUCCGAUCGCGCGACCCAAUCUGAAGUUGAGCUGGAACGCCACCUUGCCGUAUACGUACGGAUGACGCGUGACUCAAAGCUGCUCAAAGCAUCGACUACAACGACGGUGCGCGUGUGUGUGUCUUCGAAAAUUGUGGUAUUCACGUUAACAUUUCGCGGACGAUGGUACUGAUACAGGAAAGGUGAUCCCCAGGCUUGUCAGAUUUAUAAUAAAUUCAACAAUGGCUAGUAAUGCAAGAGGGAUACCUCGUAUACAGGUCUUUAGACCAACAUAUGAGGAAUUUAAAGAUUUUACGAAAUAUGUGGAAUAUAUGGAAAGUCGAGGAGCUCAUAAGGCUGGUUUGGCAAAAGUAAUACCACCACCCGAAUGGAUUCCCAGGAAGAAAGGCUAUAAUCUAGAUGAGUUAGAUCUUACUAUCCCAGCACCAAUCUGCCAAGUUGUCACUGGAAAACAAGGACUUUAUCAACAAAUUAAUAUUCAAAAGAAGUCAAUGACUGUUCAAGAAUAUAGUAAGUUAGCCAAUUCUGAUCGUUAUGCUACUCCUCGUCAUUUUGACUAUGAAGAUUUGGAGAGGAAAUACUGGAAGAAUAUAACGUAUGUGGCGCCGAUAUAUGGCGCAGACGUAUCUGGUUCUUUAACGGAUCCAGAUGUGAAAGAAUGGAACAUCAAUCAUUUAGGAACAAUUCUGGAUUACGUUAAUAAGGAUUACGGUAUAUCCAUUGAUGGCGUUAAUACAGCUUAUUUGUAUUUUGGAAUGUGGAAAACUACAUUUGCCUGGCAUACAGAAGAUAUGGAUCUAUAUUCCAUAAAUUAUUUACAUUUUGGUGCGCCGAAAACGUGGUACGCUAUACCUCCAGAACAUGGACGUAGAUUAGAGAGACUAGCUAGCGGCUUUUUCCCAACCAGCUAUCAAAAUUGCCAAGCCUUCUUGCGCCAUAAAAUGUCUCUUAUAUCUCCUCAAAUAUUAAGGCAGUAUUCUAUUCCAUGUAAUAAAAUAACGCAGGAAGCUGGAGAAAUAAUGAUUACAUUUCCAUAUGGUUAUCAUGCCGGUUUUAAUCAUGGAUUCAAUUGCGCCGAAUCUACUAAUUUUGCAGCACCUAGAUGGGUAGAAUAUGGAAAGAGAGCUACGCAAUGUACCUGCAGUAAAGAUAUGGUCAAAAUAUCUAUGGAUACUUUUGUGAAACGUUUUCAACCAGAUAGGUAUGAAUUGUGGCUACGUGGUGAGGAUGUUGGUUCUCAUCCUGAAGAUCCUAGGCAGACUGCUGCACCAAUGCCGUCACAAAUGGAUCUAUUAUGUAGUAAUAAUAGCAAUGGUGAAUUACCACAAGGCUAUUUGAGUGCAACACCAAAAAAUAAGCGACAUAUGAUUCAUAAGAAAAAGAAUAUUAUACGCACGAAUCCUGGUAUAAACAUGGAAGAACUUGCGAAUCGUGCGGAUAUUCCACCUGAUGUUAAAAAGGCCUUACAAGAUAUUGAAUUUGAUGAACUAGAAGAACCACCAGAUGAACAACAGUUAGAGGUUCUAGAAGAUAUUUGGCUAAAAGCAGGAGAAAUGGAAAUUGAUGAAGCAACUGUCUAUGAUGAUGGUUACAAUCGCAAGAAAAGCAAGAAAAGAAAGAAAAAACAAAAUGGAGAUAAAGAAAAAAAACCAAAAAUUGAAUCAAAAUCUAAGAAGGAAGCCAGCAAAAUUAAUGCACAAAAUGUGAAUGUAGUUAAAACUGAAGAUGAUAUGUCUACUUUUGAAUAUAUAUCCCAGGAAAAUAUGGAAGAAUUUCCUGUACCUCAAGGAAAUUACAAUGACGAAAUUAUUAUAAAAACUGAUCCUAUAGAUCCUCUAAAAAUAGAGGGUUAUCCCUUAAAUGAUUUUAAUCCUUCAGUUAUUGAAAAAGAUGGUAAAAGAAAAAAGAAGCAUACUAAACAUAAUGAGCAGAAGAAAUUGAAGCCAAAACGUGUGUCCAAAAGUAAACGCAAACGCGACAAUAUAUCGUUUUUCGAUGCAUCAACUUCAAACGUUUCAGAUGCUACUGUGCAAACUGAAGCUAAAGCAUUAGAUGAUCUUAACAUAUAUGCUAUAAAUAAUACGUAUAAUAACCAAGAAAAAUUUAAUUUAAUGCAGUUAAGCGUUUCGCUUAGUAAUGAGCUUAAUAAGAAAACUACGAGUACAACUAAUACUAAUCCGAUAAAAAGUUCUGUAUUUAACAAUGACAAAAAAAACAUGACAGAAUUAACGAGUGCUACAGAAAGCAGAAUAACUAUUUCACCGACAAAUGAUAGCAGUGAUUCUUCAAAAAUGACAUUUACAAAUAGAAAUUUUGAAAAGAACUGUUUUGCUAAUGAACAAAACAUAAAUUCUGAGUCUCAGAACGAAAAAACCAUGGUUGCUCAAAUAGAACAGUUUACAAAUGUAAACGACAAAAAUAUGGAUGUGUUUACAGAAAGCGGGACAAUACAAAGUAAUACUCAUAAAAGCUUGCUAAAAGCACCUCGUUUGAAUGUACCGUCAUCGAUUAUACCUCCCAAAUCACAAACUGAAAAUCAGCAGAUGCAACAACCUAUGCAAUCAAAGAUUUAUGUUGAACAUUCACAAAAAAGUAAUGUUCUUAUUUUACGACCAGCUUACCCUAAACCUCCAGUUUUACAAGAUGAAACGGAAAUGCAGUAUAUAAAAAACGAUAGCACAAUUCAAAAUGCUCCACCUUCGUUAGAAUUUUCACUUAUUCAGAGACUUCCACCUGAUACUGCUAUUACUCAGGUGCCCAAUAUCAAUUGCAAGCACACGUUUCCAAAUAUUAAUCCAUUUAAACAGCCUAACACAAAUUUAAAGAUGAAAAUAAAUUUGGGAAAUUUACCUUAUACGAGCAACAGUUCUAAGAAAUUAACAGAGACAUCCUUGCAAAAUAUAUAUCCAAAUGCUCCUAAAACGUCUCAAGCAGUUGCAUUAGAUAAAUCGAAUAUCAUUCCUUUUCUAAAUUCAUCAUCCAUAGCAUCACAAACAAAUCCAAUACCUAAUACAAUAUCGCAAUUUCCAAUGUUAUCUACCCUGGUAGGUCCUCGGCCUAUAUUGAUACCUAUAAGUUCGUGUGUGCAAAAUAAAAACACUGAUAUACCGGCAUUUUUGUUACCUGCAUCUACUGUUCAAACCAGUUCAAAACAAGCUAUGUCAAAAAUUACUAAGAAUGCACCAACGCGUCAUAGGCUGCAAAAAGGAACGUCACGUAGGAAAACAUCGGCAAAAAAUAAUAAGUCAAAUAAUAAUGCAUCUCCGAAUACUUCUCAAGCUAACACUGUGAAUACUUUCGUUGAAACUCAAAUUAAUAAUUCUACUGAUACACGAAUAAAUAUGAGCGAUUCAAAUGUGCUAUCACGAAUUACAAAUACGCAAAAAGACAUGUUACAUGAAGAUGAGCAUUUAAAUAUAUCUGACAAUAAGACACAAGUACAAGAUUUACAAAAGCAAACAGAUUUUUGUUUACAUUUAAAUUCAUCUAAAUCAAAACAUAAAGCACCUAUUUUAAGAAAGAAAUCCAAAGAAAAAAAAGCUACAACAAGAAGAAAACAACCAUUGGCUAUUGCUCCAAAGACUAUUAUACCCGUGAAUAUGGCUCCUUCGACUAUUGUUCCUGUGAAUACUGCUCCUCCAGCUGUUGCAAAUAUUGCAACAGUUGCUCCUCCAACUAUUGCAAAUGUUGCAACAGUUGCUUCUCCAGCUAUUGCAAAUGUUGCAACAAUUGCUUCUCCAGCUAUUGCAAAUGUUGCAACAGUUCCUUCUUCAGCUAUUGCAAAUAUUGCAACAGUUGCUCCUCCAGCUGUUGCAAAUGUUGCAACAGUUGCUCCUCCAGCUAUUGCAAAUGUUACUUCUAUGACCGAUACUCCCAUAAGUGUUACUCCUGCGGUUACUACUAUGCCUAUUGCUACUCCAACUGUUGCUUUGGUGAUAGAACCCAUAAAAGAUAAAUCUAUAUCAACACAAUCUGCCGAUAUGCCGCAAUUCUGUAAUUCUCAGCCAACAUCGGUAAUCCCAGGGCAUAUUUCUGAUAUGAUUUAUCCGAAUGUACCAAACAAUGAUCUGCUAAAAGCAUUCAAUGAUUAUUGGAGCGCUCAAGUGUCCCAUUGUGCAAUAUGUGCUACUUUUGCCUUGUGUACAAGCGGAAGCAGUAGAAUGAUGCCACCUGAUUGGAAAUAUUGCACAUCAACUACGCUACCUGAAAGUACACCAAUAUGGGUGCCAGCCACUAUCUACGCAGCAAACUCUAAGGAACAGGCUAUGGAAUCAGAGAAUAACAAACUUUUACGAUGCAGAGAAUGUCACGUAACUGUUCAUGCAUCUUGUUACGGUAUAACUAUAUUACCUACGGAUAUCCAAAAUUGGGCCUGCGACAGGUGUAAAGCUGGCAGAAGCGAUGCGAUGUGUUGUAUGUGUCCAAUGUUUGGUGGUCCACUAAAGCGUACCAGUGAUAGCAGAUGGGCGCAUAUCUUAUGUACGCUUAUGGUACCAGGAGCCACAUUUAAAGAUGCCAUAAAUAAAGAUCCUAUUAAUGUAUUAACGAUCGUCGCGGACUCAAUAAACAAGAAAUGUUGUUUCUGCAGUCAAGAUGGUGGAGCGUGUCUGAAAUGUAAUCAGUGCAAUAAUGUGUUUCAUCCGUCUUGUGGUCUCGCGACAGGCGCUACAUUUAGCAUACCAGUGUAUACUUCAGAGGAACUUCAGGUAACGUGUAAUGAACAUGAUGAAGGUAAAGAAAAGAUCCCACAGAUACGUCAAGGAGAAACAGUUUGGGCAAAGCAUCGUAACAAACGAUAUUAUCAAGCCAAAGUAGCAGCUAUCGAGGAUACCGUCUUUUAUAUGGUUACAUUUGAUGAUAAAAGCUUCAGUGAUGAUUUGUAUCCUAUAGAUGUAACCAACUAUAAACCCGGAAAUACACCUCUACCUGGAGCCGCAGUGACGGUGAACUGGACAGACGGUCAAAUAUAUAAUGCUGUCUUUGAAGGUACAAAUCAUCGAAUAAUGUUCACUGUGAUUUUUGAGGAUGGUUCUCAACUUAUUUUAAAGCGUAAUGACAUUUACAGUUUACAAGAAGAAAUGCCAAAAAGAGUGCGUUCUCGUUUGUCUGUUGCGACUGAAAUGAAGCACCGAUCUCAUCUUUAUGGCACAGAAGGUGAAACAGAGGCGCAAAGAAAAGUGAAACAAUUGAAAAAUUAUGAUUGA
Atta colombica is the source of this 5240-nucleotide messenger RNA. RefSeq names its product lysine-specific demethylase 4B-like. Gene Ontology annotation, molecular function: histone H3K36 demethylase activity; histone H3K9 demethylase activity. Gene Ontology annotation, biological process: chromatin remodeling. Gene Ontology annotation, cellular component: nucleus. Bases 258 to 5240 code for a protein of 1660 amino acids. The transcript is spliced from 11 exons. The record is from RefSeq and is a predicted model, not a curated record. NCBI's taxonomy places the organism in Eukaryota, Metazoa, Arthropoda, Insecta, Hymenoptera, Formicidae.